This is a messenger RNA of Rattus norvegicus (Norway rat), 3448 nucleotides long. Lineage: Eukaryota; Metazoa; Chordata; Mammalia; Rodentia; Muridae. The record is from RefSeq and is a predicted model, not a curated record.
GCUGGGUCUCCCCGGAAGUUCCGAAUCACCAGUACUGGAGGGUGCAGCAAGUGCUUCCUGGAUCGCCACGGAGGUCACGAGUAAUGUGACAGCGACUUGACAGGCAGCUUCAGAGAAGCGACUGAACUGCGGGAACACCGGGGCAGGUGGAGCGCGCGUUGCGUCUGCAGAGGUCGCCCCUUCUCUCAGCUCCGGGACAGGGAGUGGAGACUGAUUCUGCGAGAGAAAGGGGUUCAUCAUGGCGGAUGAUCUAAAGCGAUUCCUAUACAAAAAGUUGCCAAGCGUUGAAGGGCUCCAUGCAAUCGUUGUGUCAGAUAGAGAUGGGGUGCCUGUUAUUAAAGUGGCUAACGACAGUGCUCCAGAACAUGCCCUGAGGCCUGGCUUCUUGUCCACUUUCGCCCUCGCAACAGACCAAGGCAGCAAGCUCGGACUUUCAAAAAAUAAAAGCAUCAUCUGCUACUAUAAUACCUACCAGGUGGUUCAAUUCAAUCGUUUGCCUCUGGUGGUGAGUUUUAUAGCCAGCAGCAAUGCCAACACAGGUACGUUAGAAGGGCCACAGAUGCAGACUGUAAUUCUUUAUAGCACUGUGCCUGUGCAGUGUGACAGAUUAGGACUGACAGAGGGAGAGACCUGCAUCUGUGCCUCAGCACAGUUCCCACAUCUGCCUCCUUCCGGGGCCUUGUCCCUCUCCAGGGUUGUUUUCAGGUACACUCGAGGGGAGGCAGGACGGGGGAGUUUUUGCCGCAGGAACUCGUCGACUCAGUGUUGCGUUUCCUGUGUUGUUUGUGACUCACACUGAAACAGCCUGCAAAAAGGAAGGGCUACAGAACAUAAGCUGAACAGAACACAUGUGGAGUGCUGUAAGAAUAACUUAAUUCGAGUCCACAAAUGGGACCUCAUAAAACUGCAAAGCUUCUGUAAGGCAAAGGACACUGUCAUUGGGACAAAACGGCAACCAACAGAUUGGGAAAAGAUCUUUACCAAUCCUACAUCUGAUAGAGGGCUAAUAUCCAAUAUAUAUAAAGAACUCAAGACGUUAGACUUCAGAGAAUCAAAUAACCCUAUUAAAAAUGGGGUACAGAGCUAAACAAAGAAUUCACAGCUGAGGAAUGCCGAAUGGCUGAGAAACACCUAAAGAAAUGUUCAACAUCUUUAGUCAUAAGGGAAAUGCAAAUCAAAACAACCCUGAGAUUUCACCUCACACCAGUGAGAAUGGCUAAGAUCAAAAACUCAGGUGACAGCAGAUUCUGGCGAGGAUGUGGAGAAAGAGGAACACUCCUCCAUUGUUGGUGGGAUUGCAAACUGGUACAACCACUCCAGAAAUCAGUUUGGAGGUUCCUCAGAAAAUUGGACAUUGCACUACCUGAGGACCCAGCUUUACCUCUCCUGGGCAUAUACCCAAAAGAUGCUCCAACAUACAACAAAGACACAUGCUCCACUAUGUUCAUAGCAGCCUUAUUUAUAAUAGCCAGAAACUGGAAAGAACCCAGAUGACCUUCAACAGAGGAAUGGAUACAGAAAAUGUGGUAUAUCUACACAAUGGAAUAUUACUCAGCUAUCAAAAACAAUGACUUCAUGAAAUUCAUAGGCAAAUGGAUGGAACUAGAAAAUAUCCUGAGUGAGGUAACCCAGUCACAAAAGAACACACAUGGUAUGCAUUCACUGAUAAGUGGAUAUUAGCCUAAAAGCUUAAAAUACCUAAGAAAAAAUUCACAGAUCACAUGCAGCUCAAGAAGAAGGAAGACCAAAAUGUGGAUGCAUCAUUCCUUCUUAGAAGGGAAAACAAAAUACUCACAGGAGGAAAUACAUGGACAAAAAGUGGAGAAGGGACUAAAGAAAAAGUCAUUCAGAGACUGCCCCACCUGGGGAUCCAUCCCAUAAGCAACCACCAAACCCAGUCACUAUUGCUGAUGCCAAGAAGUGCUUGCUGACAGGAGCCUGAUAUGGAUGUCUCCUGAGAGGCUUUGCUAGAGCCCUACUGAUACAUAUUAAGAUGCUUGCAGCUGACCAUCGGACUGAGCAUAGGGACCCCAAUGGAGGAGUUAGAGAAAGGACUGAAGGAGCUGAAGAGGUUUGCAACCCCAUAAGAAGAACAACAAUAUCAACCAACCAGAACCCACCAGAGCUCCCAAGGACUAAACCACCAAGCACUAAACCACUGACCAAAGAGUACACAUGGGAGGGCCCAUGCCUCCAGCCACAUAUGUAGCAGAGGAUGGCAUUGUCCAGUAUCAGUAGGAGGAAAAGCCUUUGGUCCUGUGAAGGCUUGUUCCCCCAGAGUAGGGGAAUGCCAAGGCAUUGAGGUGGGAGUGGGAGCAUCCUCAUAGAAGCAGGGGGAAGGGGUAUGGGAGAGGGAGGAAAGGGGAUAUCAUUUGAAAUGUAAAUACAUAAAAUAUCCAAGAAAAGUAAAAUUAGAAAGAAAUAAGUGACUUAAUUCUCUAGACCUGUCAAUUGAAUUCCAGUUUUGAGAUUUUGGACACUUGGAGAUAAGUUGGAUGUGAUUAAGAACUCACAGAUACUUUCUUAGUUUCUUUUCUGUCACUGUGGUGAAAUACUCUUGACAAAAGCCACAUGAGGAGAAAGGGUUUAUUUUAGCUCAGAGCUCAUAAGUGAAAUUUUCUAACAUUCUAAUUUUCAACUCUCUUUUAGGACUAAUUGUCAGCCUAGAAAAGGAGCUCGCUCCCUUAUUUGAAGAACUGAUAAAAGUUGUGGAAGUGUCUUAAUCCAGCAGUGGUUCUGGUGCGUGCCUCGGCCUCCCUGCAGCAACCCUGGACCAGGCCAGCAACCUUCAGACCACACUCGUACUUGUAUCCAUGUAUUCAAAGGGCCGCCUUUCCACCGUACACUAAAGAAGAGCCUACCACUAUAAUUUAUAGACAGAUCAAUUGUUAUAUUUAUGUGUAUGAAGUCUUUUCUUCCUCAGUGAGACCUGGGAACGCCACAGAAAUGGUUCAUUCUAUUGCAGCUCCCAUGGAGUUAGUGCGGGCGCCUGAGAGAGCGGCCUCUGUCCAGCACAUCAGGGUGGGAUGGUACGGUGAGGCCGGAGCCCGCAAGCACACCUGAACUCUGCUCCACUCCAUAAGCCGUAGACCUUUACCGAGAUUGUAAUGAGGUCGUUUUCUUAUUAAGGUUAUAUUGUAUUUCUUCUCACUGUGAGGAAGAUGAAAUGGCUCAGUAAAAAUAAUCAAGUACAAUCGCUAACGCCCCUCUGCUCUCAGUGCGGUGAGUGUUACUAAUGGACUCGAUUCUUCAGGGUGCCGCUCCUCAGUGAGAAUGAAAUCACUACUCAGACUCUUCUGCUUCCCCUGUAACCGUGCUUCCAUGAUUAUGUUCUUUGUACGGUUGAAAUGCAUGACACUGAAUUGUUUCCAUUAUCAGUAUGUAUAUAAAAAUGACAGGAUAGCCAUUUUUAUACAUGAGUAUAAAUAAAAUAGUAUUUUUAAAAGUA